AUGGUUCCACCCGCAUGGAAGAAAGCGGUGACUGUGCUCAUAUAUAAAAAGGGAGCGAAAGAGGACCUCAAUAACUGGCGGCCCAUCUCACCCAGCCGGACGCUGUAUAAGCUGUACGUGGGGUGUGUCGCCGGUCGGCUGACGGAGUGGCUUCUGUCAAACAAGGUCCUCAGCCCCUGCCAGAAGGGAUUCCUGCCAGCGGACGGCGCGUUCGAACACGUCCACACUCUCAACCGAGUUCUAGAGAAGGCUAGGACCCACGCGGUGGACAAGUGCGUGGCCUGGCUGGACGUGUCAAACGCGUUCGGCACGAUUCCACACCCCAUUCUGGAGGCUGCAACGAGAGGAGCGGGGCCAGCGAGGACUUCCUUCUGGCCAUCCGCGACAUCUACACGGGAGCGACGUCAUCGGUGA
Molecule: messenger RNA, 414 nt
Organism: Macrosiphum euphorbiae (potato aphid)
Lineage: Eukaryota; Metazoa; Arthropoda; Insecta; Hemiptera; Aphididae
Source: the annotation of a GenBank genome assembly